Messenger RNA from Spea bombifrons (plains spadefoot toad), 936 nucleotides. Its product is annotated as olfactory receptor 1019-like. Lineage: Eukaryota; Metazoa; Chordata; Amphibia; Anura; Pelobatidae. The transcript has a single exon. Gene Ontology annotation, cellular component: membrane. Gene Ontology annotation, molecular function: G protein-coupled receptor activity; olfactory receptor activity. The record is from RefSeq and is a predicted model, not a curated record. Gene Ontology annotation, biological process: G protein-coupled receptor signaling pathway. The coding region runs from base 1 to 936 and encodes 311 amino acids.
AUGGAACCAGAAGGAAAACAGAAUUCGACAGAUUUUUCAAUCCAAGGCUUGAGUGAUGUUCCUGAAACCCAGUUUGCCAUUUUCUUGAUCUUUUUGCUCUGCUAUGUCAUCAUUAUCAUUGGGAAUAAAACAAUAUUUUUGGUUAUACUGUCAGACCCUCGCCUUCACACGCCUAUGUAUAUUUUCUUAAUGAACCUUUCAUUCAUUGACAUUGCCAAUACCUCGAAUAUCCUUCCAAAAUUGUUAAAUAUUCACCUUACAAACCAUACGGCCAUUUCGUUUGCUGGAUGUAUAACUCAGAUGUAUUUAUUUCUAUCGCUGAUUCUCAGUGAAGUUAUCCUGUUUGCAGCUAUGGCAUAUGACCGGUACGUGGCGAUCUGUCACCCGCUCCACUACUUUAUACUGAUGAGCCUCAAACACUGUGCUUUGUUAAUCAUUGCGUCAUGGAGUUUGGGUUUUAUUGACGCUGUGGGACAUGCCGUCCAGAUAUCAAAGAUGUCCUUUUGUGCUUCCCAUGUAAUAAACCACAUUUUCUGUGAUAUCGAAGCAUUAAUGAAGCUCUCCUGCAGUGACCCGUUCUUUGUGGAAAUUCUAACUUUUGUGGAAGGGACAUGUUUUUCAGUUUCUGCAUUCUUUCUAACAUUAACCUCUUAUGUAUUUAUUAUUUCCUCUGUCCUAAAAAUAAAAUCAGCAGCCGGACAACGUAAAGCAUUCUCUACCUGCUCCUCUCAUCUGAUCUGCGUUAGUAUUUUUUAUGGCACUCUUUUCUGUUUGUAUUUGAGACCCACGUCAAGUUAUUCGCCAAAGCAGGACAAAUAUUUUUCUCUCCUUUACGUUGUCUUAGUUCCGAUUCUAAAUCCUCUUGUCUAUACGCUGAAAAAUCAAGAAGUUAAAAAUGCUUUAAAGAAACUUAAGGACAUUAUGGUUUGUUCAUGA